Messenger RNA from Enterobius vermicularis (human pinworm), 1347 nucleotides. The record is from the annotation of a GenBank genome assembly. NCBI's taxonomy places the organism in Eukaryota, Metazoa, Nematoda, Chromadorea, Rhabditida, Oxyuridae.
AUGGGCAAAUACGGGCGUGAAGUAAUAUCGGUACAUAUCGGUCAAGCCGGUGUUCAAAUCGGUAAUGCAUGUUGGGAAUUGUAUUGUCUGGAACAUGGCAUACAGCCUAAUGGUGUGAUGAUCGAAGAUCCAACAUUGGAUGACCAGGAAAAUUCGUUUAACGCUUUUUUUGCUGAAACGAGCAACGGUAAACAUGUACCUAGAGCUGUUUUUGUUGACUUGGAACCAACAGUUGUCGACGAAAUAAGAACAGGAGCAUACCGAAGCCUGUUCCAUCCAGAACAGCUAAUCACUGGUAAAGAAGAUGCAGCAAACAACUAUGCUCGUGGUCAUUACACUGUCGGUCGAGAAAUCAUUGAUUCUUGUGUCGACAGAAUUGAAAGAAUGGCAGAAGUUUGUGAAGGUCUUCAAGGAUUUUUAAUUUUUCAUUCGUUUGGUGGCGGAACAGGAAGCGGAUUUUCUGCUUUACUGAUGGAAACGUUAUCAGUUGAUUAUGCAAAAAAAUCAAAGCUAGAAUUUAGCAUCUAUCCUGCCCCGCGAAUCAGCACUGCUGUAGUAGAACCGUAUAACUCAAUUCUGACUACACAUACUACGUUGGAGCAUUCAGACUGUUCAUUUAUGGUUGACAAUGAAGCCAUUUAUGAAAUAUGUCGUCGUAAUUUAGGAAUAUCGCGACCGACUUAUACAAAUCUAAAUCGUCUGAUCGCUCAAAUUGUCUCGUCGAUAACUGUAUCAUUGCGUUUUGAAGGUGCACUAAAUGUCGAUCUUGCAGAAUUUCAAACCAAUCUUGUACCUUAUCCAAGAAUUCAUUUUCCACUUGCAACUUAUUCGCCGAUUGUGUCCAGCGACCGGGCGCAUCACGAGCAGUUUUCUGUUCCUGAAAUCACAAGUCAAUGUUUUGAGCCAGGUAAUCAAAUGGUAAAAUGUGAUCCAAGGCAGGGAAAAUUUAUGGCCUGUUGUCUGCUGUAUCGCGGUGAUGUCGUUCCAAAGGAUGUAAAUGCAGCAAUCGCAAUGAUAAAAACAAAAAGAUCAAUUCAAUUUGUUGACUGGUGUCCGACAGGAUUUAAAGUAGGCAUCAAUUAUCAACCACCAACAGUGGUGCCAGGGGGCGAUCUAGCAAAGUUACAGCGAUCUGUCUGUAUGCUUGCAAAUACUACGUCAAUUGCCGAGGCUUGGGGUCGGCUUGAUUACAAAUUCGACUUGAUGUAUGCUAAACGUGCUUUUGUACAUUGGUAUGUUGGAGAAGGAAUGGAAGAAGGUGAGUUUGCUGAAGCUCGAGAAGACCUGGCUGCACUAGAGAAGGAUUAUGAGGAAGUGGGAAUCGAUUCGUUCGACAACCACUUCUGA